AUGUCGUUUGUCAGGAUCAGUCGGACUCAAGGCAGUCAAGGAAAGCGACCGACGCGAAGCAAGAGAGUGACCGCUGCUAAGAAAGAGUGGGUGAGCACAAUCAAUGACCUCUCCGUGCAUAAAGCUACUCCCGAGGAGCUGGCAAGGCGACAUGAGAUGCACAGGUCACAGAACCGGGCUGCGGCUCAGUUUGAGCUGAGAGAGAAGGCUUUGCAGCGCCGAAGUAGACUGGACCAGUUUCCCAUCUCCCCGGGCCUGGACCGAGCCCGACUCAACAUCAUCAGAGAGGUGUUUUCAGAGCAGCUCCAGCUGCAGGAUGUUCUCCAGCGCUCAGACAGGGCCAUGGCUGUGGUCAAAGACCUGUUUGGAGAUGCACCACACAGACACACAGGGUUCCCGAGCAUUACCAAGGCGCCAGAGUGUGGAUCUGAUCCCGAGCUGCCGGUUCUGCAGAAACCCAGUCCACCGACCCAGCUGUCGCUGCUCAGCCAGUCUGUCAUGGACCAGCAGGCUUUGAACGAGCUGGAAAAUUCUGAGAGAGAAUACAGUGAUGACGACCGGGAUCCCGCCCUUAGCUUCACCUCCACCAGUGACGUGUGCAGGAACAAGGGGAAGUCAUCUGGUGGAGGCUCAGGAGAUCCAGCAGCUCUGAAUGCCACGAUGGCGGUGGAGCGUGUAAAGUCCAGGCAAUCUCAGGAGGACUGUGAACCCCCCACGACGCUGGCCUCUCAGGUUCUAAACCCAGACCCUGCUCCCAUACACACAGGCAGGAAGAACAGGCCGUCACGGGCCAGGAGAGGGCGCUGUGCCGAAAGCUCAGGGCUAAAUAGCUCAGGGCUCAGCUCUCUGACUGGGAAUCAGUCCAGCCUGGAGCUCCUGCAGAGCAUGCUGGGACAGGUGGAGACGGAGCUGGACGCCCUGGAGUUUCAGGGGCCUGAAACUGCGUCUCAGGGGCCCCAGGAGUGUGGUCGCGGAAUCACAGGCUUCUCUAUGGCUCUGGUUUCUACUUUAGGCCGCUUAGCCAGCCACCUCAGACGGACGGAGGAGGCGGUGUGCAAGGAGGGACAGGAGAGGCGGCGUUUGGAGGAGGAGGUGAAGGAGCAGAGGAGUCUGAUAGACGCCCUCACAGCCGAGUCUCUCACGCUGAGGGAGGAGAGCGCCUCCCUGCGGGCAUUGUUACAGGAUCGCAUGGCUGAACUGGAGCAGCGACUUGACACUGUGGUGUUGGCAAUGGGAGGACUGGGAGGACUGGGACUGGGAGUACACACAUUCGGAGAGUUGAACAGCAGAGAGCAGAGAAAUGGUGCAAUCCCAACGGGCAGUGAAGAGACCCAUUCCCAGGGUGAGAGAGACACAGGGAAUCAGGACUCAGUGUCUGCUGCUGUGUUGUUGUCCCCUCCCCGACAGAGAGACAACCACCUUCCUGCUACAGGCACGUGCGCACGGUCACUGCAGUACAGUAACGGUUCCUGUCACGGUUCACGUGACAGUUUGGACGCCCCUCCUGUCUCCCCCUCCUCCUUCGCCAGUCUCCCCCAGCGCACGUCGCUGCUCCUCCACGAAGCCUCCCAGUCCAGCAUACUGGACCAGGUCGCAGACCUGACCCGUCAGAACGCGGCCGUUCGGACUCGGCUGGGUCAGUGCCGCCCGUCCCCAACGGGAGGUUCUACUUCUGGAGAACAGAGCGCCGGCAAAACGCCUCCGGCCGGUGACGCGGAGAGACGAGUGACUCCCCCUACUGGACAGGAGGCUGCGUGUGUGCCUGGCUCCUCUGUUUCCAGUCUGGAGGAGCGUCUGCAGGAGCUGAACAGACAGAGUGUGGAGGCCAGGAACAGACUGCUGGAGCUUAUAGAGCAGCAGAGACAGAACACCUCCCUCAGACCCUCUCCCUCCAUCUCCCCUAUACUACCACCUCACACAGGUACUCUGUCCCCCUGUCGACUGACCCCCGAGGCCAGCGUGUCAAUGGCAGAGAAAGGCCCCUCCCCACACAGCAGGACUGUCAGCAGAGGGUCCACUGGACAGAUCUCUCCACAAAGUUUAGAUGGAGCGAACCGGAGUGCAAGAGGGCAGGUGGACAGACGGAGGGAGGAGGCCUGGUUUGCACUGUCUGCUCAUGUCAGAUGA
Chanos chanos (milkfish) is the source of this 2127-nucleotide messenger RNA. It is a transcript of the gene spice1, whose product is annotated as spindle and centriole associated protein 1. The record is from RefSeq and is a predicted model, not a curated record. Gene Ontology annotation, cellular component: centrosome; centriole; spindle. NCBI's taxonomy places the organism in Eukaryota, Metazoa, Chordata, Actinopteri, Gonorynchiformes, Chanidae. Gene Ontology annotation, biological process: regulation of centriole replication; mitotic spindle assembly; metaphase chromosome alignment.